Messenger RNA from Prunus armeniaca (apricot), 1644 nucleotides. NCBI's taxonomy places the organism in Eukaryota, Viridiplantae, Streptophyta, Magnoliopsida, Rosales, Rosaceae. The record is from the annotation of a GenBank genome assembly.
AUGCAGACUCGGUCUAAGUCUGGCAUUAUCCACCACAGGCAAUUUCCUGAGUACUCGAGCUUUACUACUCAGCUUAAUUCUAUCACUGAGCCUGAUACACCUGCUCAUUUCAAGGCAGCACUUGGAAAGCCUGAGUGGCAGCACGCCAUGUCUGAAGAAAUUCAAGCCCUUCACCAACAAGACACCUGGACUCUAGUUCCUCCUCCUUCUCAUACAAACAUUGUUGGGUGUAAGUGGAUUUUUAAAGUUAAAAGGAAUGCAGAUGGUACUAUUUCUCGAUAUAAGGCCAGGCUUGUAGCACAAGGGUUUAGUCAAGAAUAUGGUCUAGAUUAUGACGAAACAUUCAGUCCCGUGGUUCGACAUACUACAGUUCGUUUGAUUUUGGGUAUGGCAGUUCAAUUUCAAUGGAAAUUACGUCAACUAGAUGUUAAGAACGCCUUUCUUCAUGGCGAGCUCCAAGAAGAAGUCUUCAUGAAGCAGCCUCAAGGCGUUGUUGAUCCUACAUAUCCUGAUUUUGUCUGUAAACUUCAGAAGUCCCUAUAUGGCUUAAAACAAGCUCCUCGUGCAUGGAAUGCCAAAUUUACAGGAUAUUUACCUACUCUGGGGUUCACAGUGUCUCCUUCUGAUCCAAGUCUUUUUAUCAAGAAAACUUCUUCUGAUAUUCUUAUUCUUUUAUUGUAUGUUGAUGACAUCAUCCUCACUGGAUCUAAUCCUGACCUUGUCAACUCUGUUAUUUGUGAUCUUGGGGAAGUAUUCGAACUCAAGGAUAUGAGUCAACUCAAAUAUUUUCUUGGUCUUGAGAUUCACUAUCAGGCUAAUGACAAUAUGUUUGUCAAUCAAGCUAAGUAUGCUAAGGAUUUAAUCAAGAAGGCUGCCAUGGAUACGUGUAAACCUUGUAGUACACCCUCCAAACCUCAUCAUCAAGCUUUGACAACUGAUGGUCUUGCUCUUAGUGAUCCUACAUUGUAUCACAGUAUUGUCGGGGCCCUACAAUAUCUAACCUUCACUCGUCCAAACAUAGCCUUUGCAGUUAAUACCGUCUGUCAGUUCAUGCAUAAUCCCACUGAUGUUCAUUUUGGUUUUCUCAAAAGAAUUAUCCGGUAUUUGCAAGGUACUCUGCAGCAUGGGAUCGCUUUCUCUCCUGGCACUAUGCUUCUCUCCGGCUAUUGUGAUGCCGACUGGGCUGGUGACCCAAACACUCGUCGAUCCACCACUGGUUAUGCAGUUUUUCUUGGCCAUAAUCCAAUCUCUUGGGCGUCUAAAAAGCAAGCUUCAGUUUCCCGAAGCUCCACAGAGGCUGAAUAUCGAGCUCUUGCUCAUUGUGCUGCAGAGAUUUCGUGGAUUAGACAGCUGCUAUGCAAUUUAUAUAUGGUUAUUCCUGAAGCUCCAGUUUUACACAGUGAUAACUUGUCAGCCUUAGCACUAAGUGCUAAUCCGGUACUUCACUCUCAUAUCAAGCAUAUGGAUAUUGAUUUUCACUUCAUUCGGGAGAAAGUUCAAAACAAAGAUCUCAUUGUUCAAUAUGUUUCUACUGAUGAGCAAGUGGCUGAUAUUCUUACCAAGGGUCUUCAUAGUCCCCUGUUUGUCAAACACUGUGGCAAUGUCAGUCUUGGCUCACCCCCAGCUGAGAUUGAGGGGGGAUGA